Osmerus eperlanus (European smelt) is the source of this 1497-nucleotide messenger RNA. It is a transcript of the gene sema4c, whose product is annotated as sema domain, immunoglobulin domain (Ig), transmembrane domain (TM) and short cytoplasmic domain, (semaphorin) 4C. Gene Ontology annotation, biological process: semaphorin-plexin signaling pathway; neural crest cell migration; negative regulation of axon extension involved in axon guidance. Gene Ontology annotation, cellular component: plasma membrane; synaptic vesicle membrane. NCBI's taxonomy places the organism in Eukaryota, Metazoa, Chordata, Actinopteri, Osmeriformes, Osmeridae. Gene Ontology annotation, molecular function: semaphorin receptor binding; chemorepellent activity. The record is from RefSeq and is a predicted model, not a curated record.
CUGCCCGACGCCACCCUCAACUUUGCCAAGAAGCACCCCCUGAUGGAGGAGCGGCUCAGGGGGCGCCCCCUGCUGCUCACCAAGGGGGUCAACUUCACCCGGCUGGCGGUGGACCGCGUCAGCGCCCUCGACCAGCGCCCCUACAACAUGCUGUUCCUGGGCACAGCGGACGGCUGGCUCCAGAGGGUGGUGAUCCUGGGUUCGGAGGCCCAUGUGAUUGAGGAGAUCCAGCUCUUUGAGUCUCCCCAGCCGGUCGACAGUCUGACCAUCUCUCACACCAAGAAGUACUUGUACAUUGGUUCUCGUUCAGAGGUUCUCCAGCUGCCCUUGGCCAACUGCAGCCGCUAUCAGUCUCAGCCAGACUGUCUGCUGUCCCGGGACCCCUACUGCGCCUGGGACAGCGAGGGCCGCGCCUGUGUCCGCAUCGACCUCCACCGCGGGUCCACCUCCUCCCUGUCGCAGGAUCUCAUGCUGGAGAGGUUCAGCCGGGGCAAGGCCAAGUUUGACAAGCCCGUCUCCAUCCCCAGCCCUGAUCACUCCCGGCUGCGGAACGUGACGGUGGUGGUGGGCUCGGACAUGGUGCUUCCCUGCCAGCUGGUGUCCAACCUGGCCCAGCCCACCUGGGUCCUGAACGACCGGGAGCUCCCGCUGGCCGACCCUGAGGCGGGGGGCCCUCGCUUCGACCGCGCCCUGCGAGCCCUGGUGGUGCCCCAGGCGGGCCAGCUGCAGGCGGGCCGCUACGUGUGCUACUCGGAGGAGCAGGGCGUCAAGUUCCAGACGGAACGCUACCAGGUGGCGGUGGUGGCCAGCGCGCCCGUCUUCAUGGAGGCCCGGGCGCCCGACGGCAGCAUGGGGCUGUUCUGGGUGCUGGUCAUCACGCUGGGCGCGGCCUGUCUGUUGCUCCUGGUGGUGGCGCUCUACCUCCGCAGGCGUCUGAAGCUGGCGUUGGGUAAAGGGGCGGAUAUGAAGCCCCUGGAGAGCACCCUGGUGUACCCCAUCACCCUGCCCAAAGAGCCGCCCACCUUCGUGCCCAGCAAGAUGCCCAGCGACGAGGACCGCUUCUGGGAGACGGGCGCCAACUACUACUACUCGGACGGCUCGCUGAAGAUCGUCCCCGGCCACGCCCUGUGCCCCAGCGCCAGCACGUCCUCUCCCAGCGCCAUCCCCGGACAGCCCAUCCACUCGCCCAGCCGCCUCAGCCUCACCAACAUCCGAGGCCAGGGCAGCAACGGCUACAUCCGCCUCAACCUGAGCUCGGCUGGGGAGGAGAGGGUUAGCGGGGGCGGCGUGGGGGGAGGCGGGCUGGCCGGAGGGCUGGGCGGGGUGGGGAACGACUACACCAGCCCCUUCAAGGAGGAGCUGAGGAGGACCCUGCAGCAGCGGAGCGUGCUGCCGGACGCCAACCCCGAGGAGUCGUCCGUCUAGCGAGUCCCCGUCCGCGGGGAAAAAAAACAACCAACAACUAACCUACCUCCCUCCUUCAAAAGGACCACGCUC